GUUUUUUUCAUGCGUUGCCGCCAACUCACAACUGUCACUAGAAAAAACACCAGUCAAGUGAACUCGAACGAAAUUACGACAAAUGUGAGCUUCGUUUUUCGUUAAAAUAAUUGUUUUUAAGUGCAACCACGUUAAUUAAGUGAAAAUGUCUGUGGGAUUCGGUCAACGUGGCGGUAAUCGACCGCCACCAAACCCAGCACAAGUACAAAAAAUGCUCGACGAAAAUGGACAUUUGAUUCAAACAAUUCAAGAGUAUCAAAGCAAAGGAAAAGCUCCAGAAGUUGUCCAGUAUCAACAAGCAUUGCACAGGAAUUUAACUUAUCUAGCCACGAUGGCAGACUCUGCUCAAAAUGUUCAGUCUUUUUUGCCUAUGUUGCAAACACAGGCACCCCCACCACCGCACGGCCAGCCGCCACCCACAAUGGAUCAACAGCACAUGAACAAUUUCAACCACCAACAACAACCCGCCUACCGCCAGCCUCCAGGACCGCAACGCCCUGGCGUUCCAACCCACCCUUACCCCCAGCGAGGUUACCAACAAAACCAAUACCCUGGCCAAUACCCACCUCAAGGUAACGCCUAUCCCCAACAAAACCAAUACCCCACAAACCAACCCCCGGUCUAUCCCCCAUCGAAUGCUCAAGCCAAUUACGGACAACCACCGUCAACGACAGCACACAACAACUACCAACAGCCGGGUUACGGCACGCCCCCACCUGGUGGAGCCCCACCCCAACCGGGUGCAGGGCCCUACCCUCCGCCAGGUGCCCCGCCCCAAGCCCCACCCGGGACGUACCCUAAUGGUGGCCCCUACCCCAAUUCCACGGCUCCACAGACUUACCCACAGGGAUACCCGCCCCAGCCGGGCUACGCCCCGCCUCCACCCUCUAGCCAACCACAAACGUCCCCCGCCUCUUAUCCCAACCAACCAAGUACGUCUCCACAAAAUUACGGGCCUAGUAAUACCCAGUCUCCGCCCUUUUCGGCUCCACCCAAUAAUAAUCAAAGUCCUGCGGUUACUUCGGCUCCACCCACCACACCACAACCGUAUCAACCUCCAUAUCCACCCAAUUCUCAGCCCUCGAAUCCUAACGCAGGAUACACACCCAAUACCCCACAAGGGUAUCCCCCUGCAGGACCGCCCAAUAAUUAUGGGUAUGCCCCACAACCUGGCUAUCCACCACAGCCUCAAUAUGGGGGACAACCACAAGGGUACCAGUAUCCAAGGCCUCCAACAGCACAAGGUCCACCACCUCCGCAAGGGCAGUAUGGGUACAAUUACCCUGCCCAGCCAAACCCACAGUAGAAAGUCCUUAUUCUAUGUUCCAUUUUUUAGGAAUCAACUCGAAGUACUUAUCGUAUUUCUGCGUUUUUUUUAGUUUUUUUCUCUCGAGAAAUAGUGUGAUAUUGAAUGUUUUUUCUUUUGUAUCGCCAUUUCAUUGUAAUAAAUUUGACAAAAUAA
Messenger RNA from Tribolium castaneum (red flour beetle), 1462 nucleotides. RefSeq lists its product as uncharacterized. The transcript is spliced from 2 exons. The coding region runs from base 146 to 1306 and encodes 386 amino acids. NCBI's taxonomy places the organism in Eukaryota, Metazoa, Arthropoda, Insecta, Coleoptera, Tenebrionidae. The record is from RefSeq and is a predicted model, not a curated record.